UAUUAUUAUUAUUAUUAUUAACAAACAUACAAUAUCGUCAGAUAUGUCUUAAUUGGAAACGAACAUCGAUUUGGACGUAGACCUGAUUUGGAACAAUUUUUUAACUUUUAAACUUUUUUAUUUUGGAGAAGCUUAGCCACGCCGGCGGCCAGGCUCUCAGAACCGCGAGUCAUGCAGCUAUAAUUAUAGAAGAUGAUGUUGUAUGAAAUGCAUUGUGUGCUUUUGUUUUAAAAUAUGAAACAUGUAGAACAGGUCUGCAACUAACCUGGUGUGAUAUUUUUAAAUGAUUUGUUUUAAGUAUCUGUGUUCUCAGUUCUGCUUUGAGAGUGUCGCAGAUGGACCAAGAUAGCGCAGGAAGUGGGUAAAGAUAAAUAGAUUGUGUUCACUAUGCUACUCUACUGAUAAGUCAGACGAGGCAUGUUUGCUUAUAGUUGGAACAGAAGAAUGAGUGCUCUAGUUUGUCGUGAAACAUUGUCAUUGAAGGGGUCAGGUGUUUACCCUUUUUGUGUUCAACAUUGCUGGGAAAGCGCUUCCACAUUUUCGGUUUGCCUCAUGCAGGCAUUAAUGUAUUUUAGAAGAUGAAUCACACAUAUUUAGUGGCAGAAAGAAUGAAAUUAAACAUUAUUCUUACUCUUCAAUAAUGUGCAACUCCAUUGAAGCAAUUUUGACCCUGCUGUAGGCCUACUUUAGCCCGAGCCAAUCACAUAAUUCUCCCUCUCUUCUAUCAUAGUGUCAGUAAGGAUUGUCCAGGAACAACAUAGUCACGUACACACAGGUUAAUGUAGCAAUUUGUUGCGGGCACUAGUCAGACACUGUUGAUGGCACAACAGUGUCUAGGUUAUUUUCCUCUUGCCUCGUCUCGUCAGAACAGCUGCUCCAGAGCAGGUAUGAGACCAGGUCAUCGGGACAGGCUUUGACAUGCUGUGGACACUGAUAGGAAAGCAUGACUGUCCCUUGAUAAGGAAAGGCACAGUGGCUAUAGCUAGACAGCUACACAUUUCUAUAACCUAGAAGGAAGACGUCGACCGAAUGGUAUGUGAAGCAGUUGGCCUCGGCUGUACUUCUACGUGUGACUGCGUGUACUGUACAGAGCAUGACAUACCAUUCAUUUCACUGUGGAGCAGGUUUGGUAGGCCUUUAGAUGCUAAAUCAUCCGUCUACGUGAUGGCAAAGCAGGUGUUGAUGGCCGUGUGUGUCGAUUUGAUUGACUGCUGAAAUACCAAGAUCAUGAAGGAGGGCUGAACCGAUGUGCAACACCACCGCCACCACCUCCGCCCUCGGGCCCCCCAGCCAGCAGCUCUUCUGCCCCCUGAUGGUGGCCAUGUGCAAUCACUCCCUCAACAACAACACGGGCGCCAACCGGGUCGUGGUGUCGGUCCUGGGCCUCGUCUCCUGCCUGGGCAUCCUGGAGAACGCCCUGGUCCUGUGGGUGGUGGGCUUCCGCCUGCGCCAGCGCACGGUGGCCUCCGUCUGGGUGCUGAACCUGGCCCUGUCCGACUUCCUGGCCACCCUGACGCUGCCCCUCUUCACCCACUACCUCCACUCCAACCACAGCUGGGAGCUGGGCGGCGCGCUGUGCUCCGCCCAGACCUCCAUCUUCUUCCUCAACAUGUUCGUGUCGGCCUUCCUGCUGGCCGCCAUCUCCCUGGACCGCUGCCUCCUGGUGGUCAGGCCCGUGUGGUGCCAGAACCACCGCUCGGUGGCGACCGCCUGGAAGGUGUGCGCCCUGGGCUGGGCGUGGGCGGCGGUCAACACCUUGCCCUACUUCCUGUUCCGCUCGGUGGUGACGAAGCUCGACGGCAGGAAGCUGUGCUACCACCAUUUCGCCUUGUACACGUCCUCCGCGGACACGCUGGGGUGGGACUGCAAGGUGCGGCAGGCCUCCACCGGCAUCUCCAAGAUGCUGUUUGCGUUCCUGGCGCCCCUGGUGGUGAUCGCGGGGAGCUACAUCCUGUUUUGGGUCAGCCUGAGCAAGAGGCAGACGAGGAGGAAGCAAAGUGGCUCCAUGCCAGCCGGAGGGUUGAUGGAGACGGGGGCGAUGACCGUCAAGGCUCCGGACGCCGGCAAACCUUUCUUCUCGCGGCAAACAUCCACUUCGUUCUUUACUCGGACGCCUGCGCCUCCCGUGUCGCCCUCCGCGCGCCCGAAGCACCCCAAGAACAACCUGCUGUCCCAGAGCUUCACCAAGAUGGUGACGUCGGUGAUCGCGGCGUUCAUACUGUGCUGGGCACCGUACCACAUCUUCUGCCUCAUCGAGGUGUCGGCCCACUAUUGGCCCCAGAGGGUGAAGCUGGUGGAGGUGGGGCUGCCCUUUGCCACCUUGUUUGCGUUUCUGAACCCCGUGUUGAACCCCAUCCUGUACGCCUUCAGCUGCCCCAACUUCUGCGUGCGGAUCCGCCACAGCCUAGGGGCGCUGUUCGAAGGCCUGGUGGAGGAGGACGGGAGCAGAGGGCUCGGCAAGACGAUGCGACAGAGGAGGAGGAGCAGCGUCCGGGACCUAAACCUCACGUGAACCUCCGGGAUCACCAAACCAUUCAGGGGAAUCACGCCUGGCCCCGCAUUCGCUUGACCCCUUCACCUCCCCGCCCUGCUCCGCCAGCUUACGACAAGUACUAAAGAUGCGUGCUAGGACCAAGUUCUGAAUGAUAACAGUUAAAUGGACUGCAUUUAUAUAGCGCUUUUUUUAACCAGUGGGAACUCAAUGCGCUUUACAAUGCUGCCUUACAUUCACCUAUUCAUGAGCACAUUCACACGCCGACAGCGGAGUCAGAAAGAAAGGGCGACAGCCAGGUCGUCGGGAGCAGUGAGGGUGAGGUGUCUUGCUCAGGGACACCUUGACACUCAGCUAGGAGGAGCCGGGGAUCGAACUAGCAACCCUCCGGUUACCAGCCAACCCGCUCUAUCUUCUUAGCCUCAUGCCGCCCAGUUGAACAUUAAAGGUGCAAUGUUUAGGAUCUUACAUUGAGGUUGCAUGUUGCAACAAACUGAUCCUUUCACCUUGUCAUUACCCAUGACUUAGCCAAAGCUACAGUGGCUUGUACUGGCAUGUAGUUGGUCCUAGCUUAAAACUAAGAUAGUCAUUAUGGUUACGCAUUACAACACGACCUCUAAAGUAUUUUGUCCGGUCUGGGCUACUGUAGCAACUUGGUGGUGAAACACCAACGAGGAUAAAUCUAAAUAGCGAGCUCCCGCUCCCUAUUUAGAUAGGACUAUAUCCAAAUAGGAUUAUUAUUGGAUUCUUAUUUUCAUGGAUUAUGCACUAAUUAAAACAUGCUUAUGAAUAUUCUAUUCCAUUUCUGCCAAGUCCGUUCCGAUAGACGUUACUAAAUUCUAUGUAUUGUACCUUUAAUAAUAUUUAGCUUCAAGCUAAGUCAAGCUUACACUUACUGAAACGCCCAAAACCAGCAUUUCCACUUGCUGUAUAUCGUCUAUACAGCAAUGAAUUUCUGUCUUAAAUUAGGCUUCAUCCUGUCA
This is a messenger RNA of Gadus macrocephalus (Pacific cod), 3474 nucleotides long. RefSeq names its product prostaglandin D2 receptor 2. Gene Ontology annotation, molecular function: complement receptor activity; G protein-coupled receptor activity. Gene Ontology annotation, biological process: positive regulation of cytosolic calcium ion concentration; inflammatory response; phospholipase C-activating G protein-coupled receptor signaling pathway. Bases 1247 to 2512 code for a protein of 421 amino acids. The transcript is spliced from 2 exons. Gene Ontology annotation, cellular component: plasma membrane. The record is from RefSeq and is a predicted model, not a curated record. NCBI's taxonomy places the organism in Eukaryota, Metazoa, Chordata, Actinopteri, Gadiformes, Gadidae.